Messenger RNA from Equus caballus (horse), 4490 nucleotides. It is a transcript of the gene ANO8, whose product is annotated as anoctamin 8. NCBI's taxonomy places the organism in Eukaryota, Metazoa, Chordata, Mammalia, Perissodactyla, Equidae. The record is from RefSeq and is a predicted model, not a curated record.
CUUUGUAGACGGGGAAACUAAGGCUGAGAAUCCAGGCCCGGGGCGGGCGGGGACGAGACCCAGAAUACCGCGCGGGCGGGGACAAGGAGGAGAAUGCACCUUCGGUGCGGGCGGGGACGAGCACCAGAGAGCAAGGUUGGCGGGCGAGAACGAAACCCACAAAACGACACGGGCGGAGUCGAGAACCCAAAAGCGACGCGCACGGGGCCGAGGAGGAGACUCGAGGUUUGGCGCGGGCGGGGACGAGAAGCAGCGCUCGGGCACGCGGGGACGGCGGCCGGCGCGGGCGGGCGGGCGCGGCCUUUGUCUCCUCCUCCGGCGCUCUCCUCGGCUGCGCCGGCCCCAUGAGCCCGCGGCCCCCCGGCGCCCGGGCCGCCCGCAGCCCCUGACCUGAUCUGCCCUCACCAUGGCCGAAGCCACCUCAGGCGCCGGGGGCACGUCCCUGGAGGGCGAGCGCGGCAAGAGGCCCCCGCCGGAGGGCGAGCCCGCAACCCCGGCGUCCGGAGUUCUGGAUAAGCUUUUUGGGAAGCGGCUCUUGCAGGCGGGUCGAUACCUGGUGUCCCACAAAGCGUGGAUGAAGACGGUGCCCACGGAGAACUGCGAUGUAUUGAUGACCUUCCCAGACACAACUGAUGACCACACACUGCUGUGGCUGCUGAACCACAUCCGUGUGGGCAUCCCCGAGCUCAUCGUGCAAGUCCGCCACCACCGCCACACGCGUGCCUAUGCCUUCUUCGUCACCGCCACGUAUGAGAGCCUACUCCGAGGGGCCGAUGAGCUGGGUCUGCGCAAGGCAGUGAAGGCCGAGUUUGGUGGGGGCACCCGCAGCUUCUCUUGCGAGGAGGACUUCAUCUACGAGAAUGUGGAGAGUGAGAUGCGCUUCUUCACCUCCCAGGAGCGCCAGAGCAUCAUCCGCUUCUGGCUGCAGAACUUGCGAGCCAAGCAGGGCGAGGCUCUGCACAAUGUGCGCUUUCUGGAGGACCAGCCAAUCAUCCCUGAGCUGGCAGCCCGCGGGAUCAUCCAGCAGGUGUUCCCAGUCCAUGAGCAGCGCAUCCUGAACCGCCUCAUGAAGUCAUGGGUGCAGGCUGUGUGUGAAAACCAGCCUCUAGACGAGAUCUGUGACUACUUUGGCGUGAAGAUUGCCAUGUACUUCGCCUGGCUGGGCUUCUAUACAUCGGCGAUGGUGUACCCGGCUGUUUUUGGCUCUGUCCUGUAUACAUUCACAGAAGCCGAUCAGACAAGCCGGGAUGUCUCCUGUGUGGUCUUUGCCCUCUUCAACGUGGUCUGGUCAACGCUGUUCUUAGAGGAGUGGAAACGGAGGGGGGCGGAGCUGGCCUACAAGUGGGGGACGCUGGACUCACCCGGGGAAGCUGUGGAGGAGCCACGACCCCAGUUCAGGGGCGUGCGCCGCAUCAGCCCCGUGACGCGGGCGGAGGAGUUCUACUACCCACCCUGGAAGCGGCUGCUCUUCCAGCUGCUCGUGAGCCUCCCCUUGUGCCUCACCUGCCUGGCCUGCGUGUUCCUGCUCAUGCUCGGCUGCUUCGAGCUGCAGGAGCUGGUGCUGAGUGUGCGGGGGCUGCCCCGCCUCGCCCGCUUCCUGCCCAAGGUCGUGCUGGCCCUGCUGGUCAGCGCCAGCGCUGAGGGUUACAAGAAGCUCGCCGUCUGGCUGAACGACAUGGAGAAUUACCGGCUGGAGAGCGCCUAUGAGAAGCACCUCAUCAUCAAGGUCGUCCUGUUCCAGUUCGUCAACUCCUACCUGAGCCUAUUCUACAUCGGUUUCUACCUCAAGGACAUGGAGCGCCUGAAAGAGCUCCUGCUCGUCCUGUCCCUGUCCCAGAGCCUCGAGCGGCAGCUUCAGGCGGUGCUGGUCCCGCUCGUGGCCCUGCGGUUCCGCCUGCUCCUCCUCUCCCUCCGGGGCCUCCUGCUCAUGGCCCAGGCCAAAAUGCUGGCCACUCUGCUGAUCACCCGCCAGUUCCUCCAGAACGUGCGCGAGGUCCUGCAGCCACACCUGUACCGGCGGCUGGGCCGUGGCGAGCUCGGGCUGCGGGCGGCCUGGGAGUUGGCCCGAGCCCUGCUUGGCCUGCUGAGCCUCCGGCGCCCUGCGCCCCGCCGCCUUGAACCCCAGGCCGAAGAGGGGGGUGGCAGCAGCAGUGGCAUGGGACGCAGGUGUCUCGGUGGAGGCUGUGGGGCCCCCGAGGAGGAAGAGGAGGCUACGGUGGAGCAGCGGCCAGCAGGGGAAGGUGGGGAGGUGGGGGACGGGCUGAGGGGGGACAAGGAGGAGGAGGAGGAGGAGGAGGAAGAAGACGACGAGGAGGAGGAGGAAGAGGAGGGUGAGGAGGGCAGCCUCCUGGACUGUGGGCUCCGGCUGAAGAAGGUCAGCUUUGCUGAACGGGGGGCUGGGCGGCACCGGCCUGGCCCAAGCCCAGAGGCCCUCCUGGAGGAGGGGAGCCCCACGAUGGUGGAGAAGGGGCUGGAGCCCGGUGUGUUCACACUGGCCGAGGAGGAUGAUGAGGCCGAGGGGGCUCCUGGCAGCCCUGAGCGGGAGCCCCCAGCCAUCCUGCUCCGCCGGGCUGGGGGCGAGGGCCGUGACCAAGGGCCAGACGGGGGUGCAGACCCGGAGCCGGGAUCAGGUGACUCAGCCCGGAGGCAGCGGCGGCAGAAUCGGGCAUCUUGGAUCGACCCACCCGAGGAGGAAUACUCACCUCAACUCACCCAGGCCGAGCUCGAGAGCUGUAUGAAGAAGUACGAGGACACGUUCCAGGACUACCAGGAGAUGUUUGUGCAGUUUGGCUACGUUGUGCUGUUCUCGUCUGCCUUCCCGCUGGCUGCGCUGUGCGCUCUGGUCAACAACCUCAUCGAGAUCCGCAGCGACGCGCUCAAGCUGUGCACGGGGCUGCAGCGGCCCUUUGGGCAGCGGGUGGAGAGCAUCGGCCAGUGGCAGGUGAUGGAGGCCAUGGGCGUGCUGGCAAUCGUGGUCAACUGCUAUCUCAUCGGCCAGUGCGGGCAGCUGCAGCGCCUCUUCCCCUGGCUCAGCCCUGAGGCGGCCAUCGUGUCCGUGGUGGUGCUAGAGCACUUCGCUCUGCUCCUCAAGUACCUCAUCCACGUGGCCAUCCCCGACAUCCCCGGCUGGGUGGCCGAGGAGAUGGCCAAGCUCGAGUACCAGCGUCGGGAGGCCUUCAAGAGACACGAGCGCCAGGCCCAGCACCGCUACCAGCAGCAGCAGCGGCGGCGGCGGGAGGAGGAGGAGCGCCAGCGCCACGCGGAGCAUCACACCCGGCGGGAACGCGAUGCCAGUGGCCGGGAGGAGGCGCGGGCCGAGGGCUCCGGGCUGGACCCCACCGCCCCUGAGAAGGCCUCAGCCAAGGCCAAGGGCAGCGGGACGGGCGGCCACGGGCCAGAGCGGCCCAAGCGCCCAGGGUCCCUGCUGGCACCCAACAACGUCAUGAAGCUGAAGCAGAUCAUACCGCUGCAGGGCAAGUUCCUGUCGUCAGGGGCCACGGCCUCGCUGGCCGGGGCCGGCCCCGCUGCCCGGCCGCCCCCCGCCCAGUCGCCCACAGGCAGUGACACCCGCCUGCCAGCCUUCCUCAGCUUCAAGUUCCUCAAGUCGCCUGAGACCCGGCGGGACCCUGAGCGCAGUCACUCGCCACCCAAGGCCUUCCACGCUGGCAAGCUCUUCCCCUUCGGUGGGGCCCGGGCUGAGGCCGGGUCCAACGGGGCAGGCGGGCAGGCGCGGCUGGAUGGGACCCCUGGAGGUGGCAGUGGCCGGGCCCAGCGGAGUGGGCCGGCGGACGAGGCUGCGGCUGAGGAGCCAGACGCCCCCCGGCCUGAAGAGGAAGGCUCAGGGACAGCGCUGGCCCCCGCCCCGCGCACCCGCCGCAGCCGGAGCCCCGCGCCGCCGCCACCGCCAACGCCGCUGCCCCGGCCCCCGACGCCGCCCGCCGGCUGCUGGCAGUGGGAUGGGCCGUGGGGCUGCGGGGGCGAGAGCGCCGCCCCCCGCCAGGCCCCCACCGCCGCCGCAGCCGACUGCCCGCCCUGUGCCCUCGCCGGGCCCGCGCCCGGCCUCCAGCCCCUGCCGGGGGGCGCUAGCUUCUACAGCCUCCCGCCGCCACCCCCCGAGCCCCCCGAGCCCGCGGCGCCCUCGCCCAGCCCCAGCCCCAGCCCCCAGGCCGUGUGCUGGCCCGGCGGCUGGCACUAGCUGGGCCCGCCCGGCCUUCUCUUCUGUAUGCAAUAGCAGCCCCCGACGGGGCGACGCCGCCGGCCACCGCGCUUCGGCCACGGCCCCGGGAUCGGCCGCCCUCCCGAGGCAGGGCCGGGGCCGCGGCCCCCGAUCUGCCGUUUUCCUUUCGACCAGGAUGGGGGACACGAAAGGCAACCCCCAAAACCAACAGGAAACACACAGAAUAGGCGAUUAUUUAUUUGUUUUUAAUUUAUUUUGUCAUAUUUUUGUAAAACGGCAGAAAUGCAAUAAAGUCUAUUUCAACAGUGCCUAA